Colletotrichum gloeosporioides is the source of this 951-nucleotide messenger RNA. RefSeq lists its product as uncharacterized. The transcript has 2 exons. Bases 1 to 951 code for a protein of 316 amino acids. The record is from RefSeq and is a predicted model, not a curated record. NCBI's taxonomy places the organism in Eukaryota, Fungi, Ascomycota, Sordariomycetes, Glomerellales, Glomerellaceae.
AUGGUCGCCAUCUUGGGUUUCAAGUUGACCAGUAAGCAUCCUUCUUGGGACCAUGGCAAGUUUAAGCGGAAGCAUCGCACUCAGUUGAUAAUCAUCACCGUUUUCAUUUUGCUGCUGACAAUCUGGAAGAUAUUCAAGGAAAAACCCUUGGAGCACAGCGGCUACCUCGCAAGGCGUGGUGUUCAACAUGUCCUUGUCGGAGACGAUUUCUACACCUCAGAUGCUCUGAGUGCACGUCAACCCCGAGAAAGCAGCAGCGUCGCCGUCAUCAUCGAGACGGACAUUACAAAAGUACCUAAUCUGGUUCCUAUCGUACUUCAUUUUGCCAUGGUGUUGGGACCUACCUGGCCGGUAGUUCUCAUGACACUGGAAGCAAACUGGAACCCCCCCGACUCUCCCGCCUUCAAACGCUUGAUGGACGCCAAUCAGAUACGGGUGAUAUUCCUUCCAUCAGAGACAAGCUUGUCAGAGCAUCACUCAGUGUCUGUGUUCCUCACAUCACCUUGGAUCUGGGAACAAUUGUAUUCCUUCAACCGGGUGCUGUUGUUUCAAGCGGACAGUAUGAUAUGCUCCAAAUCUCCAAUGCAAAUCGAGGACUUCUUCGAGUGGGAUCUGAUUGGGGCUCCCAUCGCUCCUCAGUUCGGCCAUGGUUACAAUGGCGGCUUGUCGUUGCGUAACCCGAAGUUGAUGUACAAUAUUACCAGUGAUCCAGGCGUUGCUCUCGGGGCAAACGAAUUUGAGGAUCAAUGGUUUGAUGCAAAAGUCAGGGAACGCAGCGGGAAACUGCCAACCCCGGAAGAGGCCAUGAAGUUUGCAGUGGAGACCAUGUAUCACGACAAGCCUUUGGGAUAUCAUCAACCACACCGAUGGCAACAGGGAAAUUUGGACGAAAUAGCUGAGUGGUGCCCAGAGAUUAGCUUAUUGCAAGGAGGUGGUCAUUUUUUCCGCUAG